This is a messenger RNA of Artibeus jamaicensis (Jamaican fruit-eating bat), 4252 nucleotides long. RefSeq names its product calmodulin 1 (gene CALM1). Lineage: Eukaryota; Metazoa; Chordata; Mammalia; Chiroptera; Phyllostomidae. The record is from RefSeq and is a predicted model, not a curated record. Bases 289 to 738 code for a protein of 149 amino acids. The transcript has 6 exons. Gene Ontology annotation, molecular function: calcium ion binding.
CUGAGCGAGUCGUCGGCGGCCGCGGCGGAGGGAUACGGAGCGCCGUAUAUAUAUGACACAGAGCGCAGGGUCGCACUUCGGCAUUUGUGCUGGGAGUCUCGCGGACGCAGCGCCGUUACUCGCAGUCGGGCGGCGGCGCAGCGGCGGUACAGCGGCGGCGGCACAGCGCUCAGCGCACACCGCGCCUCAGCAGCAGCAGUAGCAACAGCAGCGGAGGCAGCCCCGCGGUCACAGCCCCUAGGCUGGUGCAGCCACUCUCGAUCCCUCUGCUCUUCCUCUGUUCGCACCAUGGCUGAUCAGCUGACCGAAGAACAGAUUGCUGAAUUCAAGGAAGCCUUCUCCCUAUUUGACAAAGAUGGCGAUGGUACCAUCACAACAAAGGAACUUGGCACUGUCAUGAGGUCACUGGGUCAGAACCCAACAGAAGCUGAAUUGCAGGAUAUGAUCAAUGAAGUGGAUGCUGACGGGAAUGGCACCAUUGACUUCCCAGAGUUCUUGACUAUGAUGGCUAGAAAAAUGAAAGAUACAGACAGUGAAGAAGAAAUCCGUGAGGCAUUCCGAGUCUUCGACAAGGAUGGCAACGGUUACAUCAGUGCGGCAGAACUGCGCCACGUCAUGACAAAUCUAGGAGAAAAACUAACGGAUGAAGAAGUAGAUGAAAUGAUCAGAGAAGCAGAUAUCGAUGGAGACGGACAAGUCAACUAUGAAGAAUUCGUACAGAUGAUGACUGCAAAAUGAAGACCUACUUUCAACUUUUCCCCCCUCUAGAAGAAUCAAAUUGAAUCUUUUACUUACCUCUUGCAAAAAAAAAAUCAUUUACUCAUUCUGUUUCUAUAUAGCAAAACUGAAUGUCAAAAGUACCUUCUGUCCACACACACAAAAUCUGCAUGUAUUGGUUGGUGGUCCUGUCCCCUAAAGAUCAAGCUCUACACAUCAGUUUUACAAUAUAAGUACUUGUACUACCUUAACGAUAAGGAAGCACUUAGUGGACCCCUUGCAGUUCCAUUUGCUAAUGAUUAAUACACCGUUUGGGCUGGCCGGUUUUUCAUGCAUGCGGCUUGACAAUUGAGCACAGUCAGGCAUUUGUAUUAAAAACGAAAAAUGAAAAAACAAAUUCAAUACCUAUUCAAAUGGGUUCUAGUCAGUUUGUUAGUACAGAUUGUCAUAGUAGCAGGUUUACUGAGAGCAAACACAUUUAAAAUUGGUUUACCUCAGGAUGUGUGUAGAAAAACGAGCGAAGGAUAAGGUGUCCAGACGUAGCCCCACUAGCAGGAUGGUCCUCUUGUACUUCCAUGUGCCCCAAUCUGCAGUGACAGUGACACGUCUUGGUGGCGUGCCCACAUGUGUUGGUUUAGCGUUGUCUGCAUUACACUAGAGGGAGACGGGUGUCAGGCUGUCACCAUUCACACAAACUUUUAAAAAACAAACUUACCAAGGGAGCAUCUUUGGACUCUCUGUUUUUAAAACCUUCUGAACCGUGACUUGGAGCCAGCAGAGGUAGGCUGUGGACUUCAGCACAACCGUCAACAUUGCUGUUCGAGAAAUUACAAUUUACGUCCAUUCCAAGUUGUAAAUGCUAGUCUUUUUAUUUUUUUUUUUCCAAUAAAAAGACCAUUAACUUAAAGUGGUGUUACAUGCUUUGUAAAGCUGAGAUCUGAGCGGGGACAGGGCCGUUCGAGGGGAGGCCAGUGCAGCUGUCACUGCCUCAGCCCGGCAUUGGGUUUCCCUCCCAGCAUCCCAGCACCGACCUCGGAGCCUGAGACCUUGCCUAAAACCGAGCGAGUACUGACUGCUUCGUCAUGUUUAUGGACGUUUAGGUCUAUUGUAUUUUCCCUGGGGGGAGGGGGGCAGUGAAUUGCGGUAACCUAAUGAUUAUUCAGGCAGUAGAACUCUUAAAGGAAAAAAAAACCACUUUCUCUCAAGCAUGUAUUUAGGGGUUCUUCUCAAUUGUGCUGCUGAUUACCUGUUUUAUGUAACUACUUGAGACCAUCUGUGCAAGAGACAUAAUUUAGUGUGUCUGUAAUUCAAUCCUCGCUGUGUGUGGUAGAAGCAGUAGUCACUUUUCUAAGCCAGUCUCUUCAUGCCUAAAAGACACUACCAGGCACCUUUGAUUCAUGACUUUUGAAUUAUGAUUAUACCUACCUUGCCCUCUUUUUUUAAAAGUUGACUUGGCCUUUUCUUCCCCCCCAAGUAGAGCUAAUGGUAGCCCUCGGCUUGCAAGUAAAACACCACCCGAGAAGGAUAUUUGUGUCUAAUUAUAAACCUGUAACCAAAACAGAUGCUGGUACUGGUCUUUGCAGUGGGAUUGGUCUGCUUCACAAAAGCCCCUUUAAAGGCAUGUUGCAUUUAGUGCAGAACUCUGAGGUGGAGGCUGGAUGUGCAUUUUCCAGGGUGUUAACUGGCUGUAUCUUAUGAGCAAGGCGAUCUGGAUUUUGAGUGUGUGGGAGGUUUUAAUUUGCCAGGGAACAGUGGCAGGCUGCUAGCGAGGCAGUGAGAAGCUCUUGGCAGCCAAAUGGGUGCAUUCAGGGCUGAUUUAUAGAGACCCUUGGCUUCCCCCUCUCCUACUCCCUGUCUUUCUGGCAUUUUGCAGCUUGUUCUAUUUCCUGCCAGAGGGGUGGGUCAGAGCAGUGGAGAGGAGUCUGCCCAUCUGCCUCUGCAACUGGUCCUUAGACUCUGGUUGGAAGGAGAGAGGUCGACCUCAUGAGUCAGGUUCGGCUCUCCUAAGUUCCUGCAUCUGGAAGGAACACCUAAGAAUACCUUGGGGGUUCUGGUGAGGUAGGAGGACCAAGGGCUCCUGGUUUGAACAAGUUACCGGCCUGGAUGUUUCUUGCAUGGAGGUCCAAUAGCCUGACUGUUGACCCAGUCUCGGGUCCGGUAAAGGACCUCUUGGUAGUUUUCAAAGAGGGGUUGGGGUGACUUGUUGAAAACUGCCUUCUAUCUUACCCUUUCAACCAAGUCUUUAGAAGCUGGGUGGGCUCCAUGGUAGUGGUCCCCCAGUCUCUCCUAAAGGACUGUCUUUGAGUCCAGGUUCUGACGCGGCCAGAAUCCUACGUGGGAACCAGAAGCUUUCCUCCAGGGAGCGCUGAGUCCCGGUGGGCGCAGAGGUGCAGCCGAGCCCACGAUAGCCUUUUCCCUCUGGCAUUUGAGGGGACGGCCAGCCCAGGGGUUAGCGGUUCGCAGUUGUGUGAGUUUGAGAGAGGAAAAAGCUGAAGGUCGUGGUGGUACUUUUUAAGUUGGUUAGCACCUUCCUGUAAACUCUUGCCCCUACUUCUAACUGCUCUAUAAAUAUACGUAUAUAUUUAUAUAUAUAAAGUGACUAGUUUAACUGGCAUCCCGCUUGAGCCUGAGACUUGCCAUAAAAACUGCUGAGUACUUGGCAAACACUUUCAUAGUUUUGUUCUCCAUCUGUGUGGGGUAGGUGUUGAGCAAGGCAAAUGUAUCCUGAUAUUUCAGAUGGGCUUUAACUGCGCUGUUGCCAAGGAAGGCUUUUUCUGAUUUUUUGACAAAUGAAUUUUUGCAUAUUUUAAUUGAUGUCUUUCAGCAACUUAAAACAUUGAAAAUUAGCUACUGUACAUAUUUUUAUAUUCUCUUUCUAAAUGCAUGUCUGACUGUACUUGUAACUACAUUGUAACGGCGGCUGUCCAGCAGGCCGAGCACCGCUGCGGCCCGUCGGCAGCCUCCUGACAGCCCCUCAGCGGGCUGGGCGCCUCUUCCUAAACAAAGAAUGUAAAUUUGGUCCAUCCACUCUUCAUUCACGCCAUUAUUUUAAACAUUUGAAUUAAUUAUUGUAUAUCUGAAAUAAUCCUUUUACUGUAUAUCCUAAAUUGAUCCUUUUGGCAGUGACUAGAUUCCACGAAUGUGUCUUAAUCUAUCCCUCCAGCUGGCACUUACUAUUUUCUUUUUCUAUCCCUCGAAGUUGUCCGGUAGGAGACUUGUUGCUGUCUGAUCCCUUGGAGUGAGAAGGUUAGUGGCAUGGGUGGAGCGUGCGUUCUUUCUCCAGAUCUAUUAUAAUGUUCAUUAAAUGCGUCUGCAGCAAAGAUUGGUGGUAGUUCUUUUGUUACUGAAGUUACCCUUCACCGUGGCGAUUUGCAAAGGAGAUGUACUUGAACGUUUCUGUAAAUCUUGAGAUAAACUGUUUGGAGAUUUUACCACCUCUCUGAUGGGGGACCAACUCUAUGGAAAUUGUAAAUAAGUUUUAUUUAUAAACCUGGCACUGUAUUCAAUAAACAUUUCUGCAGCCUUUCAUCUCUAA